Molecule: messenger RNA, 2106 nt
Organism: Plectropomus leopardus (leopard coralgrouper)
Lineage: Eukaryota; Metazoa; Chordata; Actinopteri; Perciformes; Serranidae
Product: regulator of G protein signaling 6
Biological process (GO): positive regulation of GTPase activity; G protein-coupled receptor signaling pathway; intracellular signal transduction
Cellular component (GO): neuron projection; cytoplasm
Molecular function (GO): GTPase activator activity
Source: RefSeq, a predicted model, not a curated record
UCGUUGAAGCCGCUUUUUUGGCUCCGGAGCUCCAAGCGAGAGAGACGCCAGCGCCGAGCAACUUCCAGACACUGUGAGCGAGAAAGGACAUAAAGAAGGAGGAAGAGAAAGACUGCCACAGAUAAAGAAGAGAGAAUAACUUAACACAGGAGAAGAGGACUGACCGGGAGCCUGAAGAGAUGGCUGAGGCACUUCAGCAGCAGCAGCAGCAGCAGGAGGAGGAGGAGGAGCAGCCGAGCAGUGUGGAGACGACGGAGGCUGAUGAAGGGUCCGAGGAACCGAAGGAGAGUGUCCGGACGACCCCGAGCCGACCUCUGCUGUCCAUGAGGUCCAUGAGUAGCGUGGACCCGGACGAUGACUCCCCUAACAUGAUUGUCUACAGAAAGAUUGAAGACAUUGUCACUAACAUCCAGGAUGAGACGGAGGGUGUGCCCAUCAGAACUGUCAAAAGUUUUAUGACCAAAAUCCCGAGUGUUGUCACAGGUACUGAUAUAGUACAGUGGCUGAUGAAGAAUCUGUCCAUCGAGGAUCCUGCUGAGGCCAUGCACAUCGGGAGUCUCAUCGCAGCUCAGGGGUACUUCUUUCCUAUCUCAGAUCACGUCCUCUCCCUCAAAGAUGACGGCACUUUCUACCGUUUUCAGGCACCAUAUUUCUGGCCAUCCAACUGUUGGGAGCCUGAGAACACAGACUAUGCUAUUUACCUGUGCAAGCGGACCAUGCAGAACAAGACCAGGCUGGAGCUGGCCGAUUACGAGGCGGAGAACCUAGCCAGGCUGCAGAGAGCUUUUGCCAGGAAGUGGGAGUUUAUCUACAUGCAGGCUGAAGCCCAGGUCAAGAUCGACAGGAAAAAAGAUAAAACUGAGAGGAAGAUCCUUGACAGCCAGGAGAGAGCCUUCUGGGACGUCCAUAGACCUGUGCCUGGCUGUGUCAACACAACAGAGAUGGACAUCAGGAAAUGUAGACGCAUGAAGAACCCCCACAGAGUUAAGAAGUCAGUGUACGGUUUGGCGGAGGAGGGAACACAGUCUCAGAGUCCCAUACACACUCCUUCACACCACUGCAGGAAAGGCACCAAGGAAGAUGUGGAGAAAGAGAUCUUAUUCCUGAACACACAGCUAGAUCGUCACCGUAUGAAGAUGUCUAAAGUUGCUGAAAGUCUGAUAAGCUACACUGAGCAGUACAUGGACUAUGACCCAUUUGUGACGGCACAAGAACCAUCCAACCCAUGGACCAGCGAUGACCCCUCCCUCUGGGAUCUGGAGGCCAGCAGUAAGGAGCCCAGUCAACAGAGAGUGAAGAAGUGGGGUUUCUCUCUGGAGGAGGCCCUGAAGGACCCAGCAGGACAGGAGCUCUUCCUCAAGUUCCUGGAGUCAGAGUUCAGCUCAGAGAACCUGCGGUUCUGGUUGGCUGUGCAGGACCUGAAGAGGAUGCCCCAGCAGGAAGUGGCACAGAGGGCAGAGGACAUUUGGGCAGAGUUCCUGGCGGAGGGAGCACCCAGCUCCAUCAACCUAGACUCCCACAGCUACGAACGCACGAGCCAGAACCUAAAAGACCCUGGACGAUACAGCUAUGAGGAUGCACAGGACCACAUCUACAAGCUGAUGAAAAGUGACAGCUAUACACGCUUCCUGCGCUCCAAUGUGUACCAAGACCUGCUGAUGGCAAGGAAGAAACCUGAAACAGAGCAGGGGCGACGCACCUCCCUGGAGAAGUUCACUCGCAGUGUGGGAAAGUCACUGACAGGCAAACGACUGACUGGCCUCAUGCAGUCGUCCUGACAAGGCCUGGAUGAAGAGUAGGAAGAACCAUGCCCAGAAGAGCUGCUUACCCCCGGGCAGCCGGAGGAUAAGGACUCUGGGGUGUUUGGGUGUGGCUGUAGUAGGCCGGUAAGGGCGCCAAACAAGGCCAGACCGCCGGACUGGACCGCCACCACAUUUGAAACUCACCUCAGAACAGUUCAAGAGGACUGACAGCAUGCAAUAAGUCACCAGACCUGACACCAGGACAGUGCUGUCACAGUGUAGAUGAUAAACAACGCAACUCUUCUUAGGAGGUUUCCACUCAAAAUCCUGCACUGCGCCAGGCUUUGUUGUUUCUCUCUCGUUU